AUGGCGAUGUACAGAUUAAAUUUAUGAAUAAAUGCAUUUCAAACCGAUAAUUCAAGGGUCUUAGAGAUCUGUGUACGUCACUACCUGCAUGGAUAGUUAAUUUGCAGCAAACUGGUUUGACAUAUGCCAAUUGAAUUAUUUAUGAACGUCCGUGAAUAUAUUGACCUGAAUCCAAGGUUUAAGCAUUUGGAUUAUUCAUAUCGUAGAGAGUGAGGACAAAAGCUGUAUAUAUAUUGUUUUAAAGUAAGAACGAUAAACAGCUUGCAAACAAUUUUUGGUCACACAAAGUAAAUACACAAUCGAACCACUUUGUAAAAGAAAGAGAUGUGGCUGCUGGACACAAAAGGCUCUCACUUUUACCAAAUCGCUCUUGUAAUGUUAAUAUGUUGUUCUGACUCAAGCUUGCCUGAAGAAAGAAAGCCAGGGAACUGCACCUCAACAAAGAUAAAGACAUCAAGCAACACCACUAACCAGAGAAAUGCCAACUGUUCAAAUGAAACGAAAAGCACAAACGGUUCAAAAAUUAAUAAAUCUGGACUACAUGACGAAUACUACAUGAUGUUAGGACCAAACAUGGCGGUGACAUUACUUGGAAUGAUCUGUAAUUUUCUACUUAUUCUCCUCAUCACAAUCGAUCCACUGAACAUCCUCCGCCGUGGUGCCUGGUUUACAAUUCUUAACCUUUCAAUUGCUGAUUUUCUUGCUUGCCUGGAUCACUUCGUGAAAUCCUAUCACUUUUAUAUAAGAGACCUGAAAACUUUAUUCAAAAUGAAUUCUGAACUUGAAUUCUUUUGGAUGCUUUCUGUUGGUGCAUCGUUCAUGCUGCUGACAUUUUUGACUUUACAGGUGUACUCUAUCAUAAAAUACCCAAUGAAAAGCAGGUAUAUUGUGACACGGCACAAGGUCGCACUGUCUUGUUUGUUCAUUUGGGUUUUGGCAAUUGGCCUGGGUUUCAGCGAGAUAUCGUAUCUGUGGACAGACAAGUCACUGUACAUAUAUAUCGGGGGUAUAGCCGUUCUUGAACUGGCGACCAUCAUUCAAGUCCUGUUGAAAAUACUCAUCAUCUACGAAAUCCUGGGUAGUGGCUGUGAAGGCAUGUGCAGUGAAACGCAAAACGAGAGACAGAAGGAUAUUGCUAAAACUGUGAUGAUGCUGAAUGUUAUACUUAUUGUAACCGCCUUUCCUUACUUCGUUGCAAAGCAGAUAGAGCUGGGAGAACGCGUUGUUGGCACCGAGACGAGUUCGUUUCUUCGAAAAUUUCCAUAUCUCUACGAGCCGGUGGCUCUUCUGAAUUUCGUCGCCAACCCGAUUCUGUAUUCUUUACGUCUGCAAGAUUACCGGCAGAGUUUGAUUGCUCUUUUUACGUUCAAAUGCAAAUACCGACAUCGCAGUCAGAGCAUAUCUUCACAACGCACCCUCGCCUCAAAACCUUCCAUCUCUUUGCAAGAAAAACGCACGAGUACGGAAACAACUAAAGUGUGAAUCUUUUUAUUCUCGCACGCACGUGUAUGUAUAAAGCAUACGACAUUUCCGCGUGCGUGUUUUGACUUCAGUCUAUAGGACCACUCCAGCUACAAUGUUUCGUAAUAAGUGAAAUAAACAGAUAGAGGUACACAGGCAAAAACAGUGAACAGUUAUGAACACAUUUCACAUAUAUACAUUGGCUUGAAUUUGACUGAGAUGUCUAGAUAUAUACUUUUCAAUCGGACUAUUAAGACCUUUAAACCCUAUAAAAAUGAUCGGCCUACGAAGAAAAUGGAAAAUUUUGUCGAAAGCAAAUGAAACACAAGUGAGAUGCAAGUGGAUGGACGUGAUGGGGUUUUAGGAUGUACCAUUUAUCAUUUAUCAUUUAUCAUUUAGGGUGUACCAGUUAUCAACAAUUGUAUCAACUAAGUCUAAAAGCAAUCGAGUGAGAUUAUAGAGUAGACAUGCACGGUGCUUGGUAGGGCCAGAUGUUCUGAACACAAUUGAUAAGCACAUCUUUUCCUGUCUAAUUCACCAUAUAUAUUACAUAAAAAAAAUGAUUGUGUGCGUAAUGUCUGUGUUGACCGAUAUAUAUUUUUUGACUUUAUUUAUAGAUACAUACAUUAUAUAAUAAGCUAAGUUUCUCAGUUUUUUAACUAUCAUGCAGUUUUAGAAAAAA
Molecule: messenger RNA, 2143 nt
Organism: Dendronephthya gigantea
Lineage: Eukaryota; Metazoa; Cnidaria; Anthozoa; Malacalcyonacea; Nephtheidae
Product: succinate receptor 1-like
Exons: 2
Coding region: 325-1482 (385 amino acids)
Biological process (GO): G protein-coupled receptor signaling pathway
Cellular component (GO): membrane
Molecular function (GO): G protein-coupled receptor activity
Source: RefSeq, a predicted model, not a curated record